CUCUUUCAUCAUCUCUUUCUCUUCCAAAACCCACCAUUAAUUCGUCGGAAUAGAUGUUAGAGAUUGAUGUCUCCUGUUCUCAGUGAACUUCUCCUGUCCGGAUUUACCAUCAGCUCCUCUCUCCGGCGCCGGACUCAUCUCGUUCAAUCCUUAUCUGUCGUCUUCCUCUACUGGUUCUACGUUUUUUCAUGAAUAACCCUCCCAAAACCUGCACAUAUCUAUAUCUAUUUCUCCAUCCUCAAGUUUAGUUACUUUCUUCUACCUAUACCUAGACCUAGACCUAGACCUAGCUAGCUUCUUUUAAUUUGGUAAUAUUGCGUAUAUGGCUUCUUCAAGUGGGAAUUCGUCUCAGAUCCACCACUCUGGAUCCGAGGAGGAUUUGGUGGGCCUGAGGAAGAGGAAACGAAUGCAAUCAAACCGUGAAUCGGCACGAAGAUCGAGGGUGAGGAAACAGAAACAUCUUGAUGAUCUGACGGAUCAGAUCAACCAGAUGAAGAAGGAUAACACCCAGAUCUUGACCACCAUUGACGUCACCACACAGCAAUUCGUUCAAGUCGAAGCGGAGAACUCGGUUAUAAGAGCUCAGAUGGGUGAGCUGAGCCAGAGGCUAGAUUAUCUCAACGAAAUCAUCAAUCUCAUCAACUGUAGCAGUAGUACAACCACCGCCCCUGGUUUGUUUGAAUUUGAACAGCCUGAUUUCAUGAACAAUCCAUGGAACUUGAUGUACCUUAAUCAACAGCCGAUCAUGGCGUCUGCUGAGAUGUUACAGUACUAGUCAUCAAUGCAUGAUAUAAUAUCGUCCUACUAGGGUUAGGUUUGGUGCUGCUUUCAUGGGUUGUACGUUGAAAUCAAGGCUUGUAUUGGGUGGAGAUUGGGAAAAAGGGGAAUGCCUUUGGCUUGCUUUUCUAUUUUCUAUUUUAUUU
Molecule: messenger RNA, 923 nt
Organism: Cynara cardunculus var. scolymus (artichoke)
Lineage: Eukaryota; Viridiplantae; Streptophyta; Magnoliopsida; Asterales; Asteraceae
Product: bZIP transcription factor 11-like
Exons: 1
Coding region: 323-775 (150 amino acids)
Biological process (GO): positive regulation of DNA-templated transcription
Cellular component (GO): nucleus
Molecular function (GO): DNA-binding transcription factor activity; transcription cis-regulatory region binding
Source: RefSeq, a predicted model, not a curated record